Messenger RNA from Danio rerio (zebrafish), 2367 nucleotides. RefSeq names its product mitogen-activated protein kinase 4 (gene mapk4). Gene Ontology annotation, biological process: MAPK cascade. Gene Ontology annotation, cellular component: nucleus; cytoplasm. Lineage: Eukaryota; Metazoa; Chordata; Actinopteri; Cypriniformes; Danionidae. The record is from RefSeq and is marked provisional. Gene Ontology annotation, molecular function: nucleotide binding; protein kinase activity; transferase activity.
AUGUUCAUUUGUUUUCUUUCCAACACAAAUAGAGCAGCCCGUGGAGCAGCUGACAAAGGCGGGCGACGGGAGCAGAUGAGAAGCAUGACACAUAUCUGCCAGAGGAGCAUGGAGGGUUCAGGACAGCCUGGAGCCGGAGACGCCUCUCACAGGCAAUGCCUGAUUUCUCCUCUCUAAGAAAUGGCCUGGCACAACACAUCACCAUUCCGGUAUGGCUUUGACCUGGGGGCACAGUACCAGGAUUUGCGUCCUCUGGGCACAGGAGCAUCCGGUCUGGUGCUUUCUGCACUAGACAGGCGCAGCGGCCUUCGUGUGGCAGUGAAAAAGCUGGUAAUGCGAGAUGCCGUCAGCGUAAAACACGCUCUGAGGGAAGUAAAGAUCACCCGCCGCCUUCAGCAUGAGAACGUGGUCCGGGUGUAUGACGUGUUGGGCUCGUCUGGUCACCCUUUGCCACGGGACUUGACUCAUGUGGCGGCCAUAUACAUAGUGCAAGAGUGUAUGGAGACUGAUUUGGCACGACUACUCGAACAAGGGCCGUUACCAGCAGAACAUGCCACCCUGCUCUUUUAUCAGCUGCUUCGAGGGCUCAAGUUUAUCCACUCGGCCAACGUGCUGCAUCGUGACCUGAAGCCAGCGAACAUCUUUAUCAACACAGAGCAAAUGCUGCUGAAGAUCGGAGACUUCGGCCUGGCACGCAUUGUCGACCCACAUUACUCGCACAAGGGUUACCUGUCAGAGGGGAUGGUCACUAAAUGGUACCGUUCGCCCAGACUGCUGCUGUCUCCAAAUAACUACACAAAAGCGAUCGACAUGUGGGCCGCAGGAUGUAUUCUGGCCGAGAUGCUCACUGGACGAAUGCUGUUCGCAGGUGCUCAUGAACUGGAACAGAUGCAGCUGAUUCUGGACACGGUGCCCGUCAUCCGAGAGGAGGACAGACAGGAGCUGCUGAGGGUCAUGCCAUCUCUAGUGGGUCACGGCUGGCAGAUCAGGAGAUCCUUCAGAGAUCUAAUGCCAGAAGUGGAGGACAAGGCCAUUGAUUUCCUUGAGAGUAUCCUGACCUUUAACCCCAUGGAUCGUCUGACGGCAGAAGCGGCUCUGUGUCAGCCGUUUCUGCAGAGAUACUCGUGUCCUCAGGAUGAGCCAGUGUCUCUGCAGCCCUUCCGCAUCGAGGACGAGCUAGAGGACAGUCUGGUGACUGAGAGCACUCACACUCACGGGCUCCGCUCACACUGGGACAGGUAUGACAGUAGUCUUUCCUCAGAUGUUUACUGGCCUACCCAGGACCAGUGUGGCUGCAUGCAGAGCGUCUCAGAACUCGGAGAAGCUGAAGAUGAAGAAGUUCAAAGGGACCCACGAGCCAGUUCAGCUUCCCACAUCGAGGAAGCGCAGGUAGACCCUCGCAAGUACUCCCACAGCAGCUCUGCAGAGCGAUUCCUGGAGCAGUCACACCCAUCCCUGGAGCGCAUCUGUGGACACUUCAGCGAGCUGGACUGCGGACGCUCCUGCGACUACAAAGUGGGCUCUCCAUCCUACCUGGACAAGAUUGCAUGGAGAGAAGGAAAGCCGCAGCAUUACUCUGAACCCAAACUCAUCCUAGACCUUUCCAACUGGAGGAACAACAGCAUGGCUGCUCCAAGACAAAACAGCGCAGAGAAGCUUCUGACCGAACCUGGAGAUCUUUUCCAGGAGAUCUCGCGUUGGGUGGAGACCACACAGUCAGGUCUCCAUUCACCUGGUUCUCCUCAAGAACCUCCAUCUUCUCCAUGUUCACCUCCUUUACCGCUUUCUCCAACAUUGAUGCCUCAGUCUCAGAUUCAGAUCCCAGCGCCGCUGACAUUGCCCAGUCCUCUAUCCAGAAGAAGCCCGACGCCGUUCUUCUCCGCUCCUCCAUCUCUGCUGCCUUCAUCUCCUUCAUCUCCUCAUCACGGUUCUUCCAAUUAUCCGUCUUCCUCCAUUGGUUGUGAAAACUAUGAAGAGCCUUCACAGAUGCGUCCAUCUGGAGAAGAACAUUUCGACCUGGAUGUGUUUAUCUCUCAGGCUCUGCAGAUUUGUAGUCAGAGUGAGAUCAUGGAGAGCUCUGAUGACCUCAAAUCAGACAACAUUAGUGAUGUCUGCAACGUAUCGGACGACCACAGACCUUCCAGAACACAAACUCCAACCCCUGAGAUGGUGAAGGCUCAUGGAUGUCAUAAGGAGCACUGGUAGAGGAGACGUUAGGGUUAGUAUUUAAGGUAGCAUGAAUGAAUGUGAACAGCUUUUUGAGAUUGUCCUUUUAUUAUCUGAAGGUGAGAUUCUGUAUUCAAUGAGAAACGCAAGUUUUGGCUUCUGAAAAAAAAAGUAUUGGUAUUCUGAAAAAAAAAAAAAAAA